AUGGCUGUUAAAAUAAAGGUCAUGAUCCUGCUGCUUGUCAGCAGUGCUGCACUUUUAUUUCUGUUUAUGUUGAGUGACCAGCUCCAGGUUUACAACCAAAAGCCGUGUUCUUGUGACAAGUGUUUAUCUGAAGACAAAACGUUCCUGUUUCAUCAUGCGAGUCAUUCUGUGGAGCCCUUUCUGACUGCAAACAGCAAGCUCUCAGAGGAGGACUACAUGUGGUGGAAGCAUUUGCAGGGUGAAAGACAAAACUUUAAUGUCUUUAAAGCAACAGUGAAGGACCUGUUUCAGAUAUUCCCUGCCAAACCUCACCUUGAAAAACCCAGUUCUGACCAAUGCCGGACUUGUGCAGUAGUGGGAAAUUCUGUAAAUUUAAGAAGAUCCCAUUAUGGACCACUGAUAGAUUCCCAAGAUGUUGUCAUCAGAAUAAAUCAUGGAAAGGUCAAAGGUUAUGAGAAAGAUGUUGGGAGCAGAACAACUCAUCGUGUCAUGUAUCCAGAAAGUGCAACACAAAUAGACAGCACCACUCAUCUUGUGCUGUUUCCAUUCAAGAUGCAAGAUCUUCAGUGGCUCCUCAAGGUCUAUUCAAAAGGAUAUUUUGGAAGCGGGCACCCCAGCAACGCCUCCUUGUCACCGUCGCAAACGCUCUCUUGCCAUUCCCGCAUGAGUCCACCAGAGUACGUAUAUGACUAA
Messenger RNA from Nematolebias whitei (Rio pearlfish), 693 nucleotides. Its product is annotated as CMP-N-acetylneuraminate-beta-galactosamide-alpha-2,3-sialyltransferase 1-like. Bases 1 to 693 code for a protein of 230 amino acids. Lineage: Eukaryota; Metazoa; Chordata; Actinopteri; Cyprinodontiformes; Rivulidae. The transcript has 4 exons. The record is from RefSeq and is a predicted model, not a curated record. Gene Ontology annotation, molecular function: beta-galactoside (CMP) alpha-2,3-sialyltransferase activity.